GGGCGGGAGCCCGGAGUUAAGGAGCAGGUAUCCCCAUCGAAGGAGAAACACCCCAAAAAGGUAGUAGCGCAACCCCAUCGUUGCCAGUCUGGCUUCAGCGAUGGCAAUUCAAAAUGGCUGACUCCAGCCAAAGCCAAGAAAAUCCAGUCUGAAGACAACAACGUGGAGUCAUCCAGUGAUGAUGAGGUGGAAGAGGGCACCUGGGAGAUGGAGGAGGAUGGGAGCAGCGAGGAGAUGGUCGAUGAUUAUGGUGCCUCUUCCUCUGAGGAAGAAGAGUUGCUGCCCAUUGAAAAAGCCGCCCUGAAGCAGAAAUCUGAUAGGGGAGGCCUUAGUGAAGAUGACAGUGAAGAGGAAGAGGUGGCAGAAGAGGCAGGCAGGCAGAAGAAGGAGCAGAAGGAAGAAGAGAGUGCGGAUCUGCAGCUCAAUCUGGAUGUAGAUGAGCAGUUCAAAUUGCCAACUGAUGAACAGAUUGAGAGAGAGACUGCUGAGCCGCCUGACCUGCACAUCAUUCACCAGCGCAUCAAGAGCAACAUGGAGGUGCUGCAGGACUUUGGGGUGAAGCGAGAGGAAGGACGCACGCGACAGGAGUACCUUGCAUUGCUGCGCCGGGACAUGGCUGCUUACUAUUCCUACAGUGACUUCUUGCUCAAGAAGCUCAUGGACAUCUUCCCACUUCCUGAGCUGAUAAACUUUCUGGAAGCCAAUGAAGUUCCUCGCCCAGUGACCAUUCGCACCAACACGCUCAAGACGCGGCGACGGGACCUGGCACAGGCUCUAAUUAACCGCGGUGUGAAUCUUGACCCCCUGGGAAAGUGGUCAAAAACCGGACUUGUUAUUUAUGACUCCUCUGUGCCUAUUGGUGCCACCCCUGAGUAUUUGGCUGGCCACUACAUGCUGCAAGGAGCUUCCAGUCUCCUCCCUGUCAUGGCUCUGGCUCCACAGGAGAACGAACGCAUCCUGGAUAUGUGCUGUGCCCCAGGAGGCAAGACCAGCUACAUAGCUCAGCUUAUGAAGAACACAGGCAUGAUCUUGGCCAACGACAGCAAUGCUGAGCGGUUACGUAGCGUGGUGGGGAACUUGCAUCGGCUGGGAGUCACCAAUGCUGUAGUGAGUAACUGCGAUGGACGCCAGUUCCCCAAGGUGCUGGGAGGGUUUGACCGUGUCUUGCUUGAUGCUCCUUGUAGUGGAACAGGUGUCAUUUCCAAGGAUCCUGCUGUCAAAACGAAUAAGGAUGAGAAAGACAUCCUGCGCUGUGCUCACCUGCAGAAGGAGCUGAUUCUCAGUGCUAUUGAUUCAGUCAAUGCUGCCUCAGAGACAGGGGGCUACAUCGUCUACUGUACUUGCUCCAUCACAGUGGAGGAGAAUGAGUGGGUUGUGGAUUAUGCCCUGAAGAAACGCAACGUUCGUUUGGUGGCCACGGGCCUGGACUUUGGCAAGGAAGGUUUCACCAGGUUCAAGGACCGUCGCUUCCACCCCUCUCUCAAGUCUACUCGGCGUUUCUAUCCUCACACUCACAAUAUGGAUGGGUUCUUCAUUGCCAAGUUCAAGAAAUUCUCCAAUGCCAUUCCCAAGGCACAAAAAGAUGAAGAACCUGCUGUGGAAGCAGCAAGUCCUUUGCCUCUCCCUGAUACCACUGUGGAGCCUCAGUCAAAAAAGAAGAAACUUGAGGGAUCAAAAGUUGCCGAAGGGCAGAAGAAGCCACAGUCUGCUUUGAAGAAGAGACAUUCUUUGCAGGCACAGCGCAGACCUGCGAAGGCUGGCCGGCCUUCUCCCCGGAUGUUGCGUGCUCGAGUCCCUACCAGGAAGAAGCAGAGAAAGUGAACCAGAACGAACAGUGAGAGGAACUGCUUUUCCAGGUGUCAGUCCCCUCCUUGGAGUGUAAAGGUGGGGAGCUGCCCUGGCUAUGUGUGUACCAUCUUGACUUUCCUGCUCUGUGCAGACAAUCACUGCAGUAGUCAGAGCCUGGGACAGCUAUUGUGUACUCCUUUCCUUCCUCUACAACAAGGACUGGCACUGACCUAUUAAAAGUUUUAUACUCUUACU
Messenger RNA from Struthio camelus australis, 2043 nucleotides. NCBI's taxonomy places the organism in Eukaryota, Metazoa, Chordata, Aves, Struthioniformes, Struthionidae. The record is from RefSeq and is a predicted model, not a curated record.